CCGUCUCUGCCCCUUGGAGCGGGUGAGCUGGGCUCUGUGGUCACACUGGGAGCAGAAGAGCUGAGCCACAGGGGACUGAUGCUUCCCAGGGGCUGGUUCCUGCUCCAAACUGUGAGUUGGACCCUGUGCCUGGAGCAGCACUGGGAAAGCACCCGAGUGUUGCUGUAACCUGGAAUUGCACUGGGAAUAGUCAGGAGCAGGCAGGCAGGGGAGAGCUGGGCUGUGCCUGACACUCUUCCUUGGCAGCGGGUGAAAUUCCUGGGGUUCUCCUCACUGUGUCCCCCCUCCUGGCCUUGUACCAUGACUGUUCCUUGGGACAGAAAUGGGUUCCCUGCACUGAAUCAUCUCCUUUUAGAAUCAUCUCCUUUUAGCUGUCUUAAUUGAGUCUGUGCUGUGUCAUCUCUCCCUGCUCUUUAUUUAAUAGAGCGCAGGCAGCCAAGACAGAGCUGAAAUGAAGCUGCUCAGUCCUGCCUGGUGCUGAGGAGCAGGAGCUACAAUUUCUUCUCAGUUUUUGUGUGCUAUUUCCAGCAUAUCAUUGCCCCUGUUCCUGCCUCCCCUGUGAUGCCCAUCCCCAGAGCAGCAGGAAUUGUUACUGUUGUUACUGCUCUGGCUAGUGAUGCUGGCUGGAUGUCAGGCUGUUUUCAGCUCAGCUUUGCAGCCCCUUUUCUCAUGUUGGCUGGCACAUGGCAGGACUGCCCCGUGUUUAUCUGGCGUGACAUUUGGGAUCAGUCUCUGCAUGAGCUUCUGAGGCAGAUCUGGAACUGCAGGAUUAAUGGAGACGCAAUGAAAGCGUAGCCAGCCCCCUCCCGUGGGCAGGGACCGAUGCUGCCUCGCCCCGCCAGCCACCAUGGAGCUAGCUAAUACCAAAGAUUUCCAGUGGAAAACCCUCGCCCCGCUCCCGAGCCGCAGGGUCUACUCGACCUUGGUGGAAGCUGGCGGGCAGGUGUUUGCCAUCGGGGGCUGCGAUGACAACGGUGUCCCCAUGGAUUGCUUUGAGGUCUACUCCCCCGAGGCUGACCAGUGGACCUCGCUGCCCCCCAUGCCCACGGCCCGGGCCGGGGUGGCCGUGGCCACUUUGGGCAAGAGGAUCAUGGUGAUAGGAGGGGUCGGAGUGAAUCAGAUGCCGCUGAAGAUAGUGGAGAUGUACAACAUAGAUGAGGGCAAGUGGAAGAAGAGGAACUCGCUGAGAGAAGCAGCCAUGGGCAUCUCGGUGACGGCAAAAGACUAUAGAGUCUAUGCGGCUGGUGGGAUGGGAUCUGACCUGAGGCCGCACAACUACCUGCAGCACUACGACAUGCUCAAGGACAUCUGGGUGUCGCUGGCGGCCAUGCCCACACCCAGGUAUGCUGCCACAUCCUUCCUGCGAGGCACCAAGAUCUACGUGCUGGGUGGAAGGCAGUCCAAGUACGCUAUCAAUGCCUUUGAGGUCUUUGACACAGAGACCAGGUCGUGGACCAAGUUUCCCAACAUCCCCAACAAAAGGGCCUUCUCCAGCUUCGUGCCCACAGAAGACAAACUCUUCAGUCUCGGGGGCCUGCGGCAGGGACGGCUCUACCGGCAGCCCAAGUUCAUGAGGACCGUGGACAUGUUUGAUAUGGAACAAGGUGGCUGGAUGAAGAUGGAGCGCUCCUUCUACCUGAAGAAAAGGCGAGCAGACUUUGUGGCUGGCUACCUGAAAGGCAGAGUUGUCGUGGCUGGGGGGCUAGGAAACCAGCCGACCGUCCUGGAGUCCGCAGAGGCCUUCCACCCCGAGAAGAACAAGUGGGAGAGCUUGCCCCCCAUGCCCACCCCACGCUGUGCCUGCUCCAGCAUCGUGAUCCGCAACUGCCUGCUGGCUGUCGGGGGGGUGAGCCAGGGCCUGAGCAGUGCCGUGGAGGCCCUGUGCCUCUCCGAUUCCUAGCUGGCUCCUGCCUGGUGGAGGACCUUGCCCCUCGCUGCCUCCAGCAGUGGUGGUGGUGCUGGUGGUGGUGGUGCUGGGCAGCUCUCAGCAGUGCUGAGGCUGGGUGAGCACCAUCCGAGCUGGCCUGGGAGCCUGGCAGCUCAGCUCUGCCUGCCCGUAGCUAAACCCAGCCUUGCUCUGGAGCCAUGGCUGGCAGGAGCCCGCAGCCAGGGCUGCUCUCCCUCUUCCUCCUGGGUGCUGCCGUUCCAGGCCAGGAUCCCCCUCCCAGUUGUCUUCAGAGCUCUACGGGGAAACCCAGAUGAAGGAACUGCUCGCAGCGCUGGUGUGUCAUGCCUCUUGCCAGCAGGAAGGACUCUGGAGAUCAGGGCAUUGGCAAGUGUCUCCCUGCGGCCAUCCUGACCCACUACCGAAGGCGACGGGUUUGAAGGUGUUAGGAGUGUCCAGACAGGUCAGUGGUGGUUCAGGGAAAACUGUUGUGAUGUUGCCCUCUUCGAGCAUCGUGGCAUCUACGUGUGCUUCCCUGCACAGAUCCCCUUGGCUUGCAACACAGGGAAAACUCCUAACCUGCAGCCAGAACCAGGGGAUCGUUCUUUUGCCUUCAUAGCAAGGCUUUUCCUGCAAACCUGUAGCAUUUGACUGUCACUUUGCCAGGAGCUGGAGCGAGGGGCUGCCAAUGCUCCUGGGAGGGAUGAAUGCCCAAGGGACUGUUUUGGCUGGAGGGAAGACCUUAUGUUUGGCACAGGACUAGCACAGAUACUGCCUUUGCUGGGUUUCACGCAGAGAUGGCCUCAACCUACAAUAUUCAAACCCCGUUCUUAGCUCCUUUAAUGAUUUGGGAUCUUCUGUUCAGCCCAGGGAGAAAGGACCAAAACUGAGCCUUGCCUCUGGUUCUGGAGCACUCUCACCCCAGGGCCGGGCAGUGGCCUUGGUGAUGGCUUUGUUGGCCAUCGCCUCCUCUUCGGUUUUGUUCUUCCCAGGCAGUUUGCGGGAGGGCUGUCCAAACCGUCGGGUUACAAUUCUAGCUUGUAGCAGUCGCACCAUUAAAAGCUGUCUUCAGAAAAACCCUCGGAGAAGGCUGGCUGUG
Harpia harpyja (harpy eagle) is the source of this 2984-nucleotide messenger RNA. It is a transcript of the gene KLHDC8A, whose product is annotated as kelch domain containing 8A. Gene Ontology annotation, molecular function: protein binding. The transcript is spliced from 7 exons. The record is from RefSeq and is a predicted model, not a curated record. NCBI's taxonomy places the organism in Eukaryota, Metazoa, Chordata, Aves, Accipitriformes, Accipitridae. Bases 848 to 1900 code for a protein of 350 amino acids.